GAAAAUCAUGGCUCCUCCUGGCAAGUGGUUCGGUUGCGCAAGGUCGCCUUGUCUUCUGGUCUCGCGUCGUAACGGUCCUGCACGGCUGAGUCGAUAGCGAAAGCCACGUUACCGUCCGCCCUCUGCACUCCGUCCCUUCGUUGUGACUCCUCUCCUCCUCUCCCUGCUUCUCGCACACCGCUCGCGCCGGCUCCUAGGGAAUCAGCACCCACAGACACGCACACGCACACGCACCCUGCCGCCCGAACCUACUAUGUCAGCCGGCCGUCCGGGAUCAUCGCAACAACCGGCCGUGUCUUGCCGUCUUCCGUUUGUCCAAUAGUCGUCCAAUCCGUCUGGGAUCGUUCGUCACAGCAUGGCGGGGCGGGCGUCGCGCUCCUCCGCCUUCCCCUCCUCCGCCUCCACCUCUUCCGCCUCCGCCGCCGCCUUCCCCUCUUCCGCCUCCGCCUCCGAGCUUCCCCGCCCCGACUCCUCCCGCGCCACUGCCCGCGACGAUCCGCGGUUCUCCGCGGUGCCCCCGUGCCCCAUGCUCUACGCCGUGCUUCCCGCCGCCUCCGACCCGCUUCCCCCGCUCCCCUCCGCGCAUCCGCGCGCCUCCUCCCCCACCAGCAACGCGCGCAACCCGCACGGCGCAGCUGGGCUUGGCGGGGCGGCGAAGGGGGGAAGGGGAGCGCACGCGCGGGCGAAGUCUUGGGACGUAGGGGCGGGGGCGGUAGGCGGGAAUGAGGGGGGAGUAGCGGCAUUCGCGGGGGGAGUUGCGGUGCCCCGGCUAGUGCCUGUCAUGCUGACGUCACUGUCGCUCACUGUGGAGUGCUUGAUGACGACAGCAACUGUUAGUGUGCAGGGCACGUGGGAAUUGGGGGAGUAUGCGAGGGGGCGCGGCGAGGGGGGGGAGCGGGAACGGGGAGGCGAAGGGGGAGGCGAAGGGGAGGAGCAGCAGCGGUGCUGCGACUGCCUCUUUGUGCUGCCCAUGACUCACAGGGGCUAUGUGACAGCAGUGGAGGUGACCUUAGCCGAUGGAAGGUUCCUUGCAACUGCAGUGGUCCCAGCACACGAGGCAGAGGCAGCGUGCCGGGCGAGCCAAGAGCGGGCAGCUGCCGCCCACUCAGCCGCCCAGCCCCCGCCGCCCAAGCCGGCUCGCUCCUCCUUCCUACGGCUGUCUUCUGCUGGCUUUAGCAGGAGUGGCAGCAGCAGGCAUCGGUGGAGGAGCCAAGGAGGGGUGGGGGAUGGGGAUGGGGGGGUUGGGGCGAGUAGGGAGGGCGAGUGGGUUGAGGGCAGUGGGAAGAAUGGUAGUGUGAGUGCGAGCAUGGAGGGAGGAGUAGGUGCGGGUGAAGGUGGGGGUGGUGAGGGUGUUGAGAGUGAUAGGAGAAGAUGGGGAGGGGAGGAGGAGGAGGAGGAGGUGGAGGUGGAGGGGAGUGGAGGGAUGCGGUGUGUUCCCAGGCGCCAUGCAGCAGUGUUGCUGGAUGACAGCGACGUGCACACGCCGCACAUGCUCAGACUCACAAUACCCAAGGUACCGGAGGGCAGCAGUGUGCGCGUGCAUGCCACAUACGUGGAGGCCAUGGUGGGGCGGCACGGAUACAGCGAGGUGCGCGUGCCACUGACGGUGCCCGUGGCGUGCGUGGCGGGCGACAUGGCGGUGCAGGACGUGGUGCGCGUGAGCUGCACCAUCAACAGCGGGCUGCAGCGGCCCAUGAAGAUCGGCGACUUCAACCACCCCAUGAAGGUGGUGUUUGUGGACAUGGGGCGAGCCACGUUCGUGGGCCAUCCCAGUGACGAGGACCCGCACGCCUGGCCCAAUGCUGACUUCACCACCUCCUUCCAGGUGGUGACGGAGGACGUGUUUGCAGCAGUUCUGGUCCAGGCGCCUCUCAUCGGAGACCCCGACACGCGUGCCUCCUUCGCCCUCUCCAUUGCUCCUCCCGACCCCGCUCAUUUCUCGGUGUUCAGCCGGGCAGUGGUGUUUAUUCUAGAUAGCGAGACCGGCCUGAGAGGAAAGCCCAUGGAGGAGGCGCGCAAGGCCGUGGCAGCCGCUCUCAAGCGUCUCCAACCACACGACUCGUUCGCAGUGGUGGCGUUCGACUACGAGCUGCUGCUGCUGGCGGAUGAACUCGAGGCUGCCACCCCGGAGGCUGUGCGGCGCGCAUGCAAGUUCGUGCUGCAGGCGCACGACUGGGACCAGCCCACCAGCGUGCUCACUCCGCUGCAGCUGGCGUUCAGCAUGCUUCGUGGCCACACGGCCGCCCUGCAGCAGAUCGUCAUCAUCACGGACGGGCCGGUGAGGGCGGAGCGCCGGGUGUGCCGCUUCGUGCAGGACGCGCUCGCGGACUGGGGGCCCAACGCCCCGCGCAUCUUCACCUUCGGCAUCGGCCCGUCAGUGAAUCUCUACUUCCUCACGUGGCUCGCUGCUGUCACCCGAGGCUCCUCUCAGGUCACCCGCAAUCCAGGCAGCGUGCGCCGGCGCCUGGAUCGAAUGCUGCAGGCGGUGGCCCAACCUCUCGUCACCAAUAUUGCCAUCCGGGACCUGCCGCCCGGCUGCGAGCUGUAUCCAUACCCCAUCCCGGACCUGUACGCGGCGGCGCCCGUGGUGGUGACGGGCAAGAUGGGCGACGAUGCAGGGGAGGGGGGAGGCGGGGUGCCGCUGCACGUGGAGCUGAGGGGCGUGCUGGCCAGCGGCGCACCCUGGAAGUUCAGAGCUGCUCUCUCCGAUGCCGGCAACCUGCCCCUCUGCUCUGUGGGGGCGCGCGAGCAGGUGGACAUCCUCACAGCCGAGGCGUGGCUCCACGGCAACAAGCAGCUGGCGCACGAGGUAACUGCCAUGAGUGUGUCGGCCUCGGUGGUAUCAGAGCACACGCGUAUGCUGCUGGUUGACACCACUCGCCCUCUGCUCGAUCAGAUACACUGCGAUUGCCUGCAGAGCCAGCUGAAACCUAUACACCACUACAUUCACUCGCCCACCGCUCCUGUCACCAUGGUUCCGGGCCUCACUGCUGGGUUCGGAGGCACUGCGGCCCGCCCUGCUCCAGCCAAACCAAAUGGCGAGGCUCGGGGCCAGCAGCAGCGACGGCACAGCCGCAUGAAUUCGUGUGUGUCAGUGGGCGAGUGGGAGGAUGAGGAUGAGGACGAGGGGGAGCGUAGGCACAACCGAUUGCUCGUACCCCCGUCGUCAUUAUCGCAAGCCAUUCUAGGAAGUGUGCUCUCAUGUUACCGUCCAAAAUUCAAGUAACCCUCAGCUUUGGCCGUUGCCCAAAUGAGAAUUUAUUACUCUUCUGGAAAACUGCUCGCACUAAGAGCGUGUUCCUACGAGCCUCUUCCUAGGCAACCACUUCCCAGACUCACGCGCCCCUUGAGAGCGUGUUCUCAGGACUACUU
Molecule: messenger RNA, 3372 nt
Organism: Closterium sp. NIES-67
Lineage: Eukaryota; Viridiplantae; Streptophyta; Zygnematophyceae; Desmidiales; Closteriaceae
Source: the annotation of a GenBank genome assembly